AUGGUGAACCCAGAAGAAGAGACCGAGAGAUUUGAGCAAGGAUCUUGCCGGAAACUGAGCUCCGGCAGAAGGUCGAGACGAGCCGUUCUUCAGAACUAUGCUUCGUGUGUUCCGAGAAGGAGAAGGAGGAGCGACGAUGCUUCAAGAGGAGAGGAAAGCUUGGUCGGAGGGGUUUCGGCGGAGACUUCUCAUCGUGUCUUCAAAGUGCCGCGGCGGCUCCUCGAGAAUCGCAUCUGA
Molecule: messenger RNA, 237 nt
Organism: Arabis nemorensis
Lineage: Eukaryota; Viridiplantae; Streptophyta; Magnoliopsida; Brassicales; Brassicaceae
Source: the annotation of a GenBank genome assembly